UUUGCCUUUGGCGUACUGGCAAACUCCUCACAACAGUGUCUACUCUCAAAGAUGGCAGAUCAAUUUGUGUUGUAUUAUCAUGUGACGGUGAAAAGCUCUCGUUGAUAAGGCGGUACGUGCGUAAACUGUCGUAGAUUUUCUUCCUGUGGAAGGAUCGCAUUCCACAACGUCGAAAAUCGGCACGAUGGCGGACAUGAAGAGUCCACCGUUUAGUGAUAUUAAGAGACCGGAGGAGGUGGUGGCGAUGGCGAUGAACGACAGCUUGAAAUUCGCCGUCCUGAUCGGGCUGAUUGAAGUGGGACAGGUGUCUAAUCGGGAAGUUGUCAACACGGUGCUUCAUUUGGUACGUAUAAAAGAGAGACGUCGGAAACAGAUGCCCUUUUCAUGGGAUAACGUGAGUGGGUGGUGAAAAUGCUGCCGAAAUCAUGCAUUAACGCAGGCUCGUUUGUAUACUCUGUAAACGAACGUAGAAUGCAAAUAAAACGUUUAUCACACUA
Polistes canadensis is the source of this 497-nucleotide messenger RNA. RefSeq lists its product as uncharacterized. NCBI's taxonomy places the organism in Eukaryota, Metazoa, Arthropoda, Insecta, Hymenoptera, Vespidae. The coding region runs from base 185 to 409 and encodes 74 amino acids. The record is from RefSeq and is a predicted model, not a curated record. The transcript is spliced from 2 exons.